This is a messenger RNA of Rana temporaria (common frog), 953 nucleotides long. RefSeq names its product chymotrypsin-like elastase family member 3B. Gene Ontology annotation, biological process: proteolysis. Gene Ontology annotation, molecular function: serine-type endopeptidase activity. The coding region runs from base 65 to 874 and encodes 269 amino acids. The record is from RefSeq and is a predicted model, not a curated record. The transcript has 8 exons. Lineage: Eukaryota; Metazoa; Chordata; Amphibia; Anura; Ranidae.
GUUCCCGGCACCUGAUAAAGGUGAGUAUUAAAGCUGGCUGGGCGAGGAGAACUCUUCUGUCACAAUGCUGAAACUACUCAUCACUGUACUGCUGGCGGUUGCCGCCUAUGGGUGUGGGGUUCCCGCCUACGCCCCCAACAACCGUGUGGUGAAUGGGGAAGAUGCCAGACCUCACAGCUGGCCCUGGCAGAUCUCCCUCCAGUAUAAGAGCGGAAAUUCCUUCUAUCACACCUGUGGAGGAAGUCUGAUCGCCCCAAACUGGGUGAUGACCGCCGCUCACUGCAUAUCAUCCAGCCGUACCUACCAGGUGGUGCUCGGGGAACACGAUCGGAGCCUGGCGGAGGGGCAGGAGCAGGUUGUCUCCAUAAAUAAAGGAGACAUUUUUGUCCAUGAGGGAUGGAAGAGCUCCUCCGUGUCCAAUGGGAAUGACAUCGCUCUCAUCAAGCUGUCUCGAGUCGCUCUCCUGAAUAAUGAGGUGCAAUUGGCCUGUCUGCCCCCCGCCGGAGAACUCCUCCCCAACCAGUACCCCUGUUAUAUCAGCGGAUGGGGCCGCCUCACCACCGGUGGAAACCUCCCCGACGUCCUCCAGCAGGCGCUCCUCCCCGUGGCGGAUCACGCCACCUGCAGCCAGCGGGAUUGGUGGGGAAGCACCGUGAAGACCUCCAUGGUUUGUGCCGGAGGAGACACCAAAGCCGGCUGCAAUGGUGACUCCGGCGGCCCCCUGAACUGCCAGGCCGCUGACGGCAGGUGGGAGGUCCACGGCAUCGCCAGCUUUGUGUCCUCCCUGGGAUGUAACUACCCCAAGAAGCCCACCGUCUUCACCCGAGUCUCCGCCUUCAACGACUGGGUCAACGAUAUCAUCAGUAAUAAUUGAUCCGGAGAGGAGAAGAAGGCGGAGUAUUAUGGACGUCCUUCUAUCACUAAUUCCUCCAAUAAACUCUUCUGAUCAGUAA